Molecule: messenger RNA, 1061 nt
Organism: Sitophilus oryzae (rice weevil)
Lineage: Eukaryota; Metazoa; Arthropoda; Insecta; Coleoptera; Curculionidae
Exons: 7
Coding region: 318-1061 (247 amino acids)
Source: RefSeq, a predicted model, not a curated record
CGCGUUCGCACCAGUACCAUCACAAUCUGCGUAGGUACCGACUACGUACGUGCCGUUCGUUCUUCGGGCCCGUUAUGUACCGCGUGUGAUACCGGCUCGUCGCGCUUGUGGAAGAAGCUAGUAGUACUUGCUGACGUUGAACCCGUGGACGUACCUACGGCAGCAGGAUUCGAGCUUUGAUUUUUCGGUUUAUUCGGAUUCGAUUUUGAUUCUAUGGUGAUUAGUUGUGUCGGAGAGGGUUUGGAGUGGACAUGGGACAUUAUAUGGGGGACAUUGUCUGAUGUUGACGUUUGAGUUGUUCAAAAGGUCCAGGAAAUAUGCGGAGAUUAAUCUGCCCACUUAGGCGUACCCUUUCUGCAUUUGUUUCUGGAUUUUUUUUAUUGCUGAUUUUUGAUUAUGUGGAUGGCGGAGGGGGCGGUGGAGGUGAACUGUGGCCGAUGGACAGACCUGAUGGAAUGCCCGCUAUCCAGUCCUUGGAGGUUAUGUGUGGAAAAGAUCAUAUGGACGUCCAUCUGUCGUUUUCACAGCCCUUCGAAGGAAUAGUGUCUAGUAAAGGUCAACAUGGCGAUCCUAGAUGUGUUUACGUACCGCCAGCUACAGGACAGACAUUUUUCUCUUUUAAAAUAGCGUACUCGAGAUGUGGUACCAAGCCAGAUCUACAUGGCCAAUUCUAUGAGAAUACCGUGGUGGUACAGUACGACAAAGAUCUUCUAGAGGUGUGGGACGAGGCCAAAAGACUCCGCUGCGAGUGGUUCAACGAUUAUGAAAAAACCGCGUCCAAGCCACCCAUGGUCAUCGCUGACCUUGAUGUCAUUCAACUGGAUUUCAGAGGUGAUAAUGUAGACUGCUGGAUGGAGAUCCAACAUGGGAAAGGUCCAUGGGCACCCCCUGUGAGUGGCAUUGUACCAUUAGGAUCAACAUUAACUUUAGUUGUCGCCAUCAACGAUUACAGAGCUUUUUUCGAUGUAUUUAUGUUAUCCGAUAGUAAAGCAGCAAUAAAAGCGAUCAACUGCCUAGAGGAGCUAAAUAGAUUAAGCAAAGAUAAUAAAAUCCUCUCCUAG